Ruditapes philippinarum (Manila clam) is the source of this 3509-nucleotide messenger RNA. RefSeq names its product kinase suppressor of Ras 2-like. Gene Ontology annotation, biological process: protein phosphorylation. Lineage: Eukaryota; Metazoa; Mollusca; Bivalvia; Venerida; Veneridae. The coding region runs from base 140 to 2713 and encodes 857 amino acids. The record is from RefSeq and is a predicted model, not a curated record. Gene Ontology annotation, molecular function: protein kinase activity; ATP binding. The transcript has 22 exons.
UCCAAGAUGGCGUCAAAAUCGCUGUUUGUCGAUUUCAAUUUUGUUUGCGUCUGAAACACAUAAAAUAACAAUAUUUUCUUUAAAUAUUUAGUAUAUGUAGUGAUGCCUUAUUGCUCCACUAUAACUUGAGUAUACAACAAUGUCCGAUUCAGACACAGAGUUUGAGAAAGCUCUGACAGAGCUGAAAACUUUGCAGUCAAUGAUUGACUAUAUUGAACAGCAUCUCAAAGGACUUCGAACACAGUGUGCUCCAAAUGACGAAUUCACGCAAAAAGAAAUACGUUUGACAGAGGGGAAACUGGUGUUAUAUGUCAGCAAACAGAUUAUCAUCAAGAGCAAGAUAACCUCUGAUGCCUUACAUGAUGAACUAGUUGACUACCCUAAUACACAACAAUGGCUCUCAUGUGUUGGUUUGCCAGAAAACACUAUCAAGGGUUUGAUGAAAGAAGAAGAAAAUCUGAGUCUGUAUUCAUUGUUAGAACUGUCAGAGACUGACAUAAAAACCAAACUUCUGAAGCAUAAUGCCAGUGCUGAGGAUGCUAGACGGUUAAACCUCUCUCUACGUAACCUAAAUAUAGCCACACAGCGUGAGUCGUCUGGUAGUAACAGUACCUCGGGUGACAGUGAUGUUGAUCUGCACUGGACAAACCCAGAGUCCACAUCGUCCUAUGAUUACCUAGCACGUAGAAGUCCACGACCUUCGACAUCGUCGCUGUCAUCGUCAGAUAAUUCUACGACAAUGAGUGCCCCUGCUCAGACACACAGUACUCCUCCGUCACCAGUGCCUCAUGCACAUAAUGCACACAAUGAGAGACUACGAUCAGUAGGGUAUACUCCCCCACCGACACCGCCUUCAGUACGCACACCAAAGACGAGGUAUCCAAUUACCCCACCACCUCAUAAGAAGAUGCUGUUAUUCCCGGAGUAUCCUACAAUCAGCAGGAGCAAGUCACAGGAGUCACAGUUAGCACAUAAAGUACAGGAUAUAGACCCUGUCAGGUCUGGUAAGAAGAAACACAUUAAGGAUCUAAAUUUAGGCAGUAAUUACUUUACUUCAACUACCAAUCAUUCCCCACCUUAUGUACAAGGCCAGUUAGGAGAUGGAUCAUUAAUGGUGCCAAGUAUGAUUGGUCCUCAUGUGAUGAAACAUCAAAUUAACCACAAAUUAAUUACCAAGUUAUUGUUUGGUAGCACCUGUGAUGUAUGUGGUAAAACUAUAUUUAGAGGAAAACAAUGUAAAUAUUGCAAAUUUAAGUGUCAUAAAGAUUGUGUACAUAGAGAAGCUCCAAGCUGCGGUCUUUCAGAAGAAAUGGUCAACUUGGCCAAUAAAACAUACUUUGAAGGUGCCUCAAAUCCGAGAAGAACGCCCGAGUUACCACAUCACGGAAAGCAUGUGUUGCCAGCAUUUCCAGUGCCGGACUCGAGCUCCGCUUCAUCAUCCAACUCAUCAACACAUUCCUCACCGAUCCCACACGGCAUGUCGUCGGGAACGUACACCUCACCUUCACCAUAUCCAUCACCUCAUGUACACAAUAUACACUCAUUCCAAUUUCCAGAUACGUUAUUAUCCGAGAGUAAUACAGAUGUAACACAAACAGAGCCAGUCUUCUCUACGGACUGGGAUAAAGAUGUAGAUGUGGUAAGCACAAAUACAUCCAAUGACAGCGAUAAAACUAUUGUUGAUAGUAAUACAUCUGAAGUGACCCUGCUGGACAGGGUAGAUUCUGUAGAUAGCCAGGAUGAUCCCUUAGGUCAACAUACCUGGAAAAGAGUUUAUAGUCUUUCAGUAGCUUUAAAGGAGUGGGACAUUCCAUAUGAAGAAUUGAUACAAGAUGAUCCUAUAGGUACAGGACGAUUUGGUACUGUAUACAAGGGUCAGUGGCAUGGAGAUGUGGCCAUCAAGAUGUUAAACAUGGAUCCAGAUACUGAUAAUGCUGCACAGCUGUCUGCUUUCAAAUUAGAGGUUGCAAUGUUGAGAAAAACACGUCAUGAGAAUUUAGUGUUGUUCAUGGGUGCUUGUAUGAAACCUCCACAUCUUGCUAUAGUAACUAGUUUAUGUCGAGGCAGCUCAUUGUACACAUUAUUACAUGUUAGAAAAGAGAAGUUUCCUAUGAGUAAAAGUAUAAUUAUAGCACAGCAGGUGUCUCAGGGUAUGGGAUACUUGCAUGCUAAAGGUAUUGUGCAUAAAGACUUGAAGACAAAGAAUAUUUUCUUUGACAAGGAUAAAGUAGUGAUCACAGAUUUUGGUUUGUUUAAUGUUACCAAACUCUGUCAUGCCAACAGGCAUUCAGAUAGGUUACAGAUCCCACCAGGUUGGUUGUGUUAUCUCUCACCAGAGAUUAUUAAGUCCCUGCAGGCGGGGGCUGCUUACGCUAACACAGAACUUCCUUUCUCAGAAAUGUCAGAUGUUUAUGCAUUCGGCACUGUAUGGUACGAGUUAUUAAAUGGCAACUGGCCGUUUGAUCGCCAACCUCCAGAGAGUAUCAUAUGGCAGGUUGGUCAUGGGCUUAAACCCUCAUUUGGCAGUAUUAAAGGAUCCAAAGAAGUUAAGGACAUGUUACUGGCAUGUUGGUAUUUCAAUCCAGAUGACAGACCAAGUUUUAGUCAGCUGCUGAAGAUCAUGGAACGGUUACCUCGGAAACCAUUCACCAGAAGUCCAUCACACCCGAUACACCUUCUUUCACGUAGUGCUGACUCCUUGCAUACGUCCUGAUAGUUAUUACACAGGCCAAGGAUUAGCCAAAUAUUUCAUUGUUUAUAUAUGCUAAAGUUAAACAUUCAAAAUUUGUUAAAGGUUGUUUUAGUAGCCAACGUCAGUUUUCCAUCUUUUAAAGACUUUUUUCGUUGACAAAUAAUGUUACAUAAUAGGCAGAUUUGUACAAGUUAUUAUAUAAAUUGACUCAAAGUCAGGUUUCAACGCAUUUCCUUCAGCUGCAGUCUGAAUAUUUCUUAUACAGUGUAUUUCAUUUGAUGGUAGAGCCCUGUGUUCGGGUGAGGGGAUGGGUGGGGUGGGGGAAGUGUUUUAAGUCUAGCCAAACUCCACAGUUAUCUCUAUGUUUUAUAUGGAUAUAUUGGGAGUCAAACUUUAAUCAUGUGUUCCAUGUUCCAAAAACACUUCAUAGGCUUAACCUGCUGAAUGUAUUAAAUACGUUCACCCAGCUUUUCAAUUUUGAAUAGUCAGUUUAAGGGAUUUUAGUUUCAGGGAUUUCUAUAUCAAAAUAACAAGAUUGGAGCUACUAACAGUAUAAUGCCUAGUAACUCUGUACAGAUGUGCAGGCUAGCAUUGCUGUAUAUAGUGAGGGCAAAGAUUAAUCAGUUAAGAUUCCAGCAAGUUAAGGGCUAAACCAGAAAUGGUUUCUGGUCAAUUAAAACAGUUAUCAGAUUUCUACAGCCAGUAUGACAUACACAGGGUUCAGAAGCAUUGUUUCUUUGUGCAGAGAUUUAUUUGUUUGUCAGUCCAUUACUUAACUCUAUUGUUACACCUUUACAGGGAUUAAUCCAAAUUUCAA